GGGCGCAGACUCACUACACGCGUGGCAGCUCUUCGCCAAGACUGGCUAUUUUGGCCGCCAGUUUGUCAAGACCUUCAGCAUUUCCUGCGUCCAGUGCAGCCGGCGUUUGCUUGGCCUUGCGGGAAAGGCGCCACUACGCAGUCAAUCCAGCUGGAUGACGACUCUGACGCUCUGCGAUUCGCCAUACGACAUUGCUCAGCUCAUGGGCCUGGCCAAACUGGAUGGUCUGCAGAACCUAUACAUUCGAUCCAACAGACCACCGUCCCAAACGCACGAAACCACAUUCUCUGGCAGGAUAUUGAGAGCAUUGGCGAUUGAAGCAAAGGAUUACGGCGCACUGUCCCAAUUGGAAACCCUCUUCGUCGACAACCCGCGAGACGUCACCCUCAACACCUUGCAGUACUUGAAUAACUUCCCGGCUCUGAAUUUAUUCUGCGCACGCGACUGCAACUUCCCGAAGCGCAAAACACUGAUGUCCCAAAUACAGGGGUUGGGCUGGCAUCUUGAUGAGGAACAUGAUGUAGCAGGAUUGUCUUACUAUUACACGACCUUCCAACGCUCUCACGACUCAAAAAGGCCUUCGUGGCCCACCGUUGUGCGCACUUUUCUGGAGCACCGACGCGCUCAAACUUCCGAGAUCAAUCGCCCGAUGCUCAACGUCGAUAUCGUCCCGUACUGCGUCAGCGAGAGCUAUUCGUCGGUCUCAUUGGACUCGACAGCAUUUGCUAGCCGGGUGUUGUGUUUCCUGAGAGACCAGGAGCGAGCAUCCAAAUCCAAGACUAUGCCUGUACCUGAACCACCUGCGAAGCGAAGGAAGCUGAAUACCAAGAAGUUGGGAGCAUUUGACGAUCUACUGCACGGAUUGACCUGUUGA
Molecule: messenger RNA, 874 nt
Organism: Pseudocercospora fijiensis CIRAD86
Lineage: Eukaryota; Fungi; Ascomycota; Dothideomycetes; Mycosphaerellales; Mycosphaerellaceae
Exons: 1
Source: RefSeq, a predicted model, not a curated record